Molecule: messenger RNA, 993 nt
Organism: Triticum turgidum subsp. durum (durum wheat)
Lineage: Eukaryota; Viridiplantae; Streptophyta; Magnoliopsida; Poales; Poaceae
Source: the annotation of a GenBank genome assembly
AUGGUCAUGGACACCACUGACCCGGGCUACUGGCUCAACUGGAGGUUCAUGCUCUGCGCGACCUGGGUCUACUCCUGUAUGGCCCUGGCGUUCUACUUGAUCUGGAAGUACGAGGGGCCAAGUUCGCCGGCCGGCAACGACGAGGGGGGCGACAGAGAGGAGGCUCGGCCCAGGAUCGGACCCGGAGUUGUGUAUCUUGAGGACUGCUGGAAGCCGUGCCUUGAGGAGAUCCAUCCCGCUUGGCUGCUGGCUUUUCGCCUUGUGUCGUUCUUGUUCAUGGCUUCGGUGCUUGUCUCUGAUGUUAUUGUCGAUGGAUGGACCGUCUUCCUUUACUACACUCAGUGGACCUUCUUGCUUGUCACCUUGUACUUUGGGCUUGGUUCGGUGCUUUCUUUCUAUGGAUGUUAUCAGUACGCGUGCAAGACGGCUAAAUCUGAUGGAGAUCAUGGCUCUUAUAUCAUUGCUCCAACGGGGGAAAGUACAUACGACGAUUCCAUCAAAAGUUCUUGUUUCAAUAGAACACAUAAUGGCCGGGAAAUUGCAGGAUUUUGGGGUUAUCUGUUCCAGAUUAUGUUUCAGACAAAUGCAGGUGCUGUGAUGCUUACGGAUAUGGUGUUUUGGUUCAUUCUCUACCCUUUUCUUGCCCGGAAUCAGUAUCAAAUGAAUUUUUUGCUGAUUGGAACACAUUCACUCAAUGCUCUCUUCAUAAUCGGUGAUACUGCUUUGAAUAGCCUGCGUUUUCCAUGGUUUAGAAUAUCAUAUUUCAUGCUCUGGACAGGACUUUUUGUCAGUGUUCAGUGGAUCAUCCAUGCUAAUGUGUCGAUUUGGUGGCCUUACCCAUUCCUAGACUUGACAUACCCUCGAGCACCUGUCUGGUACUUGGUGGUGGCACUGCUUCACUUCCCUUGUUAUGGCCUCUUCGCCCUAGUCCUGAGGAUCAAGAGAUCUCUCCUGGAAAGCUGGUUCCCACAUAGUUACACAUACGUGAAGUAG